UUUGUUGUGUGUUUAUGCGCUGCUUAGCAAACAUUAGAGCGUAUAAAUAUUGCGGCAAAUUGCGACUAUUAAUCAUUCGACCCAUAGAUUCCAUCGAUAACACAAUUAGCUUUGGAGAUCUAUACCAAAAUGAAACUCUUCAUUGCGUGCAUGUUUAUUGCCGCAGCGACGGCUGCAGUGAUUCCUGUCGAACAAGCCAGGCACCGUCGUGAUGUCUCCGAGAUCGUGAAUGAGUAUAUCCCACCAUUGGAGGAAGUUGGCACCGAUGCUCUCCCUGAGAACGUCGCCGAAGGCCCCACCGCUGUAGGAGAAGAUGGUUACCGCUACAAAACAGUUCGUCGUCUGAAGUAUCGUCAACGUCGCGAUGUAUCCGAGAUUGCCAACGAUUAUCUGCCUCCUUCGGAGGAAGUGGCCACAGAGGUUCCCGUUGAGGAAGUCGCCCAGGAUUUCGGUGUUCUUGGAGAUGAUGGCUACCAAUACAAGACUGUCCGUCGUUUGAAAUACCGUCAACGCCGCGAUGUCUCAGAGAUUGCCAAUGAGUACCUGCCCCCUUCGGAAGAGGUUGCUUCCGAAUCCCCAGUUGAGGAAGUCGCGCAAGAUUCCGCUGUUCUUGGAGAUGAUGGCUACCAAUACAAGACUGUCCGCCGCCUGAAGUAUCGUCAACGCCGUGAUGUCUCGGAGAUUGCCAACGAUUACCUACCUCCAUCCGAGGAAGUGGCCACAGAGGUUCCCGUUGAGGAAGUCGCCCAGGAUUCCGCUGUUCUAGGAGAUGAUGGCUACCAAUACAAGACUGUUCGUCGCCUGAAGUAUCGUCAACGUCGCGAUGUCUCCGAGAUUGCCAACGAUUACCUACCUCCAUCCGAGGAAGUGGCCACAGAGGUUCCCGUUGAGGAAGUCGCCCAGGAUUCCGCUGUUCUCGGAGAUGAUGGCUACCAAUACAAGACUGUUCGUCGUCUGAAAUACCGCCAACGUCGUGAUGUCUCAGAGAUUGCCAAUGAGUACUUGCCCCCUUCGGAGGAGGUCGCCACUGAGGUACCAGUUGAGGAAGUAGCCCAAGAUUCCGCUGUUCUCGGUGAAGAUGGUUACCAAUACAAGACCGUCCGUCGUCUGAAGUAUCGUCAACGUCGCGAUGUCUCAGAGAUUGCCAACGAUUACCUGCCCCCUUCGGAAGAGGUUGCUUCCGAAGCCCCAGUUGAGGAAGUCGCGCAAGAUUCCGCUGUUCUUGGAGAUGAUGGCUACCAAUACAAGACUGUCCGUCGUCUGAAGUAUCGUCAACGCCGUGAUGUUUCCGAGAUUGCCAACGAUUAUCUGCCUCCUUCGGAGGAAGUAUCCACUGAGGUUCCAGUUGAGGAUUUAGCCCAGGAUUCCGCUGUUCUUGGAGAUGAUGGCUACCAAUACAAGACUGUCCGUCGUCUGAAAUACCGCCAACGUCGUGAUGUCUCAGAAAUUGCCAACGAUUACCUACCUCCAUCCGAGGAAGUGGCCACUGAGGUUCCCGUUGAGGAAGUCGCCCAGGAUUCCGCUGUUUUCGGAGAUGAUGGCUACCAAUACAAAACUGUCCGUCGCUUGAAGUACCGCCAACGCCGUGAUGUCUCCGAGAUUGCCAACGAUUACCUGCCCCCUUCGGAAGAGGUUGCUUCCGAAGCCCCAGUUGAGGAAGUCGCGCAAGAUUCCGCUGUUCUUGGAGAUGAUGGCUACCAAUACAAGACUGUCCGUCGCUUGAAGUACCGCCAACGCCGUGAUGUCUCAGAGAUUGCCAACGAUUACCUACCUCCAUCGGAGGAAGUAGUUACUGAGGUUCCCGUUGAGGAAGUCGCUCAGGAUUCCGCUGUUCUCGGAGAUGAUGGCUACCAAUACAAGACUGUCCGUCGUCUGAAAUAUCGUCAACGUCGCGAUGUAUCCGAGAUUGCCAACGAUUACCUACCUCCAUCGGAGGAAGUAGUUACUGAGGUUCCAGUUGAGGAAGUCGCUCAGGAUUCCGCUGUUCUCGGAGAUGAUGGCUACCAAUACAAGACUGUCCGUCGUCUGAAAUACCGCCAACGUCGUGAUGUCUCAGAGAUUGCUAAUGAGUACUUGCCCCCUUCGGAGGAAGUAGUUACUGAGGUUCCCGUUGAGGAAGUCGCCCAGGAUUCCGCUGUUCUCGGAGUUGAUGGCUACCAGUACAAGACUGUCCGUCGCCUGAAGCUGCGUCAUCGUCGUGCCUUGUGAGCGCGCCAGCUGUUGCCUGCCUGUAUACGAUUAGAACCGUUUAGCCCCACCAACUCCUAUUAGGACGUAAGUAAGGAACCUGUUUUGCCAUUA
This is a messenger RNA of Drosophila montana, 2301 nucleotides long. Its product is annotated as titin. Gene Ontology annotation, molecular function: calcium ion binding. The record is from RefSeq and is a predicted model, not a curated record. The transcript has 2 exons. Gene Ontology annotation, biological process: negative regulation of protein sumoylation. Lineage: Eukaryota; Metazoa; Arthropoda; Insecta; Diptera; Drosophilidae. Bases 130 to 2208 code for a protein of 692 amino acids.